AUGGAGAAGCGAUCAAAGUGGAAAUUGUUCUCCAAGGACAAGAGCAAGAGCCCCCCUCAUGGCUCUGGCUUCAGUCCGCCGCAGGACACCGGCAAUGCCAGUAGACUCGAUGUUCCCGACGCAAAUAGCUCAGAGCCCACUAAUUCCUUGACUACGGAGGGUAGCUCCAACGCCUCGGCAACUUUGACAAACCCGUCCUCGAACAACACAUCCAACCCCGGGUACGCGAAUGGCAACACCACGAAUGGUAUGACAGCAAAUGGGCCGGAAAGCCAGGUCCAAGACCCUGCAGCGCAGAAUAGUCCCACCAUCAAACGUGAAACUCACACCAACACCAACACAGGUCAGACUGUGACAACCACGACGACGACCACAACAACCACAACAACUGUGAAGGGUCCAAAUGGGACCACAGUCGUCCAAGAACCUCGAGUGGGCGCCGCAGAGUUACCCGCAGCCAGCACUCCAGGCUCUGAGCACCAGGCUGCCCACGAUCCCGGCGAAACCGGGUUACGACCUGCUCCGCUAGCAAUACCUCCACGGCCCCCAAAGGAGACCCUCGACCCAGCUCCUAGGAAGAGCUCAGAAACACCCGGUCGCCGUAUCAUCCCACCUCGCGAGCCUUUGACAUCACCAUCUGCGCCAGGCGCCUACGAUUCCAUCGCGACACCACCAGUGCCUGAGCGAAACACAAACAGACAUGGUGGGCCGCAAAACUUCUCAUAUCCUGGGAGGAAUGAGUCCCCGCCAGACAGCUACUUCAGAGAAGCCCCGAAUGAACAUCGUUCCACCUUGGAGAGCCUCAAAACGGCCGCAGUGGGUCUCCAUGGAGUCGGCGAGACGCUCCGAGGGACUCUGAACGACUCUGUAGACCGCCGCUUCGGCAACAACCAGCAAGCGCGAGACAAGAACCAGGCGGCCAUCGAUGCUGGCAGGUUCGAGAUAGAGCAGCGCCGCUUCUACCAGCCCUACCGGGCCGAGGACGGGCGCCAGGCCGAGGACCAGCAGGAGAGAGCACUUGAGCAGCAGAAACACCUCCAGCCAGGAUCCGCCGCGGACCGGGCCAGCUGGGGGACCUUUGGUGCGCCUGAUGGAGAUGCGGGAGUGAGCAGUAGGUUGGGCAAGUUCUUUGGCAAGGCUACGCCAUCUGCGUCACAAGUGGACAAGCCUGCGCAGGUUGAGACGCCCAAGGAGAGGACCAGGCUGCGCAAGAGGAGCAGUUCUGCGCUUGGUGUGGUCCAGGAGUAA
Molecule: messenger RNA, 1248 nt
Organism: Diaporthe citri
Lineage: Eukaryota; Fungi; Ascomycota; Sordariomycetes; Diaporthales; Diaporthaceae
Exons: 2
Coding region: 1-1248 (415 amino acids)
Source: RefSeq, a predicted model, not a curated record